ACACGCCGAGUUUGAUUUUUGAAUUGUUGCACUUCCUUUGCCUCCCGACACGUCACUGGAGCCAGUUGGAUGGAAAGAGUGAGAAAAUAAUAAGGACUAAUGGAGAGUUACCGUCAGAAUCAGGUGUGCCAGAGAGGCAGGGAAGCGAUCUGAGGACCUGUUGCAUCUAUGAGCCGUUGCUUGUGAGACUCUUGAGAGGUCUCAGGAUGGAGGAGCAACCAAGCUGCCCCAAUGUCAGCAUUCCCUGCUCCAAUGAGCAGAGAGACAAGAAGAAACGCUAUACUGUUUACAAAGUAAUUGUCAGUGUUGGAAGGCAUGAGUGGUUUGUGUUCCGGAGGUAUGCAGAAUUCGACAGACUGUACAACACCUUAAAAAAACAGUUUCCUGUUCUGAAUUUGAAGAUUCCUGCUAAGAGAAUAUUUGGAGACAACUUUGACCCAGAGUUCAUAAAACACAGAAGAGCGGGGUUACAUGAGUUUAUUCAGAAGAUUGUGUCCCAUCCACAGCUCUGCAACCAUCCGGAUGUCAAAGACUUUCUGCAGAUGGACAAAUCUAAAAACUUCUCUGAUGCCUCAGAGGAUGAAGAUGAUAAGAGUACCUCUACCUCGAGAAAUAUAAACCUAGGGCCAUCUGCAAAUCCACAUGCAAAGCCCACUGACUUUGACUUUCUUAAAGUCAUAGGAAAGGGAAGCUUUGGGAAGGUUCUUCUUGCAAAGAGGAAAUGGGAUGGGAAGUGUUACGCCAUCAAAGUCUUGCAAAAAAAGGUCAUUUUAAACAGGAGAGAGCAAAAGCACAUUAUGGCUGAACGUAAUGUGUUGCUAAAGAAUGUUAAACACCCCUUCCUGGUUGGACUGCACUAUUCCUUUCAGACAACAGACAAGUUAUACUUUGUCCUGGAUUUUGUCAAUGGUGGAGAACUUUUCUUUCACCUCCAAAAAGAGCGGACCUUUCCUGAACCCAGAGCGAAGUUUUACAUUGCUGAGAUGGCAAGUGCUUUGGGUUACUUACACUCUCUUACCAUUGUUUACAGGGAUUUGAAACCAGAAAAUAUCCUGCUGGACUCUCAAGGACAUAUAGUCUUGACUGACUUUGGACUGUGUAAGGAGGGCAUCUCUCAAGCAGACACAACGACCACAUUUUGUGGGACACCUGAGUAUCUAGCUCCAGAGGUACUCAGGAAACAACCCUAUGAUAACACUGUGGACUGGUGGUGUCUGGGUUCUGUGCUGUAUGAAAUGCUUUAUGGGCUGCCUCCAUUCUACAGCAGGGACACACAUGAGAUGUAUGACAACAUUCUUCACAAGGAACUUGUCAUGCGCCCCGGGGCAUCCACAGCUGCCUGGUCCAUCCUUCAGGCCCUGCUGGAGAAAGACCACACCAGGAGGCUUGGCUACAGAGAUGACUUUAAUGAAGUCACAGAACAUGAAUUUUUCUCAACAAUUAACUGGGAUGACCUUGAAAAGAAAAAGCUUCCUCCUCCAUUCAACCCUAGUGUGGAAUCCCAGUAUGACAUCUCAAACUUUGAUCCUGAGUUCACAGAGGAAACCGUGCCAAACUCUGUGUGCUUCUCUUCAGGGCAGUCAAUUGUCAAUGCUAGUGUUAUGGAAGCUGAUGAUGCCUUCCUGGGAUUUUCUUACGCUCCGCCGUCAGAAGAUUCUUUCCUGUAAGGGUGGUGGUGCUGCUAAUGGCGAUCCACAGAGAGCUGAAUGAAAUGUCUGUGAUCGCUCUCUCUGAUGAAAGGGAAGAAUUUGUUGAGCGCAAUGUCAUGAUCAGAGGGUGGACCUUUGUGUUUCCUAACAUAAGUUUUGGGAUGCAGCAUGCAGGGUGUUUCAAACUUUAUUUUUAUGCAUAAAUAAUAUUAUAUUUUGUGUAACAUUGAACGCCUUCUCUGAGAGUUUAGCUCAGGAGCUGAAGUAUUGAUGGUUUUUUGUUUUUUUUUCAUAAGAAUGAUUUUCAAGGGCUGAUGAUAUUUGUAAACAAAAUAUCUACUUUGACACAUUCCUUGUUUUGCCCCAACUCUUACACUUGAUUGCUUAAAUACUGUGCAGUAUAUGACCAAUUAUGUUCUUGUAGUUUAGUCUCUUAUCAGGAAUUAGCUAUGGAAAAAAUGUUCAUAUAAUGUCAACGCAAGCAAUAAAAAAAAUUGCUGAUUGACAAAUUAAUAUAUAUUGCAUUUAUACUGUUUAAUAUGUAUGAGUUAGAAAAUAGGCAGAAGCUGUUUCGAAAUCAAUUGUUUUCGUGUUAGAUUUUAAUGAGUUAAUAGCACUUAAAUACUGACAAUGACCCUGUAAUAAACCACUGUUUCAUUUCCCGCAUUUUUUGAUUAUGAGAUGAGACACCACAGUGCCUACUGACUUAUGAUACUGUACUGUACAGGUAAACAUUCUUGAAUUACUUGGCUGUCGCGUGAUGCCUCUCAUUUGCAUAUAUUUGCAUGUGUUAUGCUACUGGGCCAGAGCUUCGAGCCCAGUUACCAAGCUGUGAAAGUAAAUUUUAUAGAACAAUAUGAUAAUAAUGUUUUUAAAUAGAUGUGGUGCGUUACCAACUCAUUGAAUAAUAAAAUGUUUGUUCACAGGACACAUCUCAUUUGCAUAUAUUAUGAGCACGAGCUUCCCGCCCAUAUGUGUGUUAUCAUUAUUAAAGAAAGAAAUAAUAAAAUAUGUAAAUAUUU
Sinocyclocheilus anshuiensis is the source of this 2671-nucleotide messenger RNA. RefSeq names its product serum/glucocorticoid regulated kinase family member 3 (gene sgk3). The record is from RefSeq and is a predicted model, not a curated record. Gene Ontology annotation, biological process: protein phosphorylation. The coding region runs from base 207 to 1667 and encodes 486 amino acids. Gene Ontology annotation, molecular function: ATP binding; protein serine/threonine kinase activity; phosphatidylinositol binding. The transcript has 17 exons. Lineage: Eukaryota; Metazoa; Chordata; Actinopteri; Cypriniformes; Cyprinidae.